AUGGCGUCUAACGAUUCGGUAAUGAAUGGCCCUGGGUUGGAGCUUCUAGCAUCGUUAGAGCAGCAGUUUGUUGAGAGCAAGACACUUCACCUGAAGGGAAAGGCACGAGUGCGCCUGUCGCAGCUGUCGUUUCCAAACCCAAUUCGCCCUAUCGACCCUAAUCUUGUUAAGGUUCUCAAGCGCACUUUUAAGAGUGAAGGAUGCCUACAGCAAGAUAGUACCUUUAGCCUCCCAGCUAUAAUAGACGAUAAUUCCCUCACGCUGGCUCUAGAAGGGCUAGGUGUUGGUGCAGACCGUUUUAAAGCCGACUCAAUACUUUCUCCAGCAAAAUUCGAGCUCCCACACAAUAUACAACUGGCAUGCCUCCACGGACUCGACGACAAAGCACAACAGUUGCUCAGAGAAGGUCGCACUUAUUCGACUAAUUAUACCGAUGGAGAGAUAUUCUGUCAAAUUAUCCUCUGCCGAUUCCAGAAUAAACGAGAAGAAGCAGCUCGAUGGCGUGCCCGAAUUACUGCCAACAAAGAAGGAGACCUUGGCAGAUUGCUUAAGCGUUGGACCAUCAUCAACGCACUUGAGUCUAUUAUACAGUUUAGAGGGUACUGGAAUGCCUUCCAUCUUGGGUCUUUGGAUAUACUGCUGUCAAUCAAAUGCGACGAGGAAAUAGCCUGUUAUAUCAAGCAGAUAAAGGAUACAAUAACUCACAUAAUAGGGGAUAAUUCGCUCAUACAUGGCGUUGAUCGUGCCUCUUUAGAUAGCAUUCAGCUGCGAGCUCCCGCUAUAUCUAAAAUGGACUCCCAAUACAUCGAGGCGGAAAUGUUGUCAGAUAGAUUGUUUCCAGCAAUCAAGGACCCAGCCACCCGAUCUGGAAUUUUACAACGGUUACUUGGAAUUGAACAGCCAAUACUGAGUAUAUAUACGUUAUUCAAAGACCUCAGGUACCUUGACCCAGCUGCCAGAGCAAUGCGGGCUCUCUUGCCGAAACGUAGUAAAGAGAGUCUCCGCGUAAGCUUUUUCUCACUCUUCCGACCGGAUGGUAAUAGAGAGCCUCUUGACAUCCAAGAUAGUGAAAUAUCAUAUACGACGGUGUCUGGAGAUCACAACUAUCUGUUUGGCCUUGCAUAUCGUGAACUCUUCCUAGGGGCCAUACGCUACUUUACCAACACCUCAAAUGUUUCGUCUAAAAAGGAUAUGAACCCAAUUGAGCAGAACGUGGAUGGUACAAAGCGGUAUCUAGGGUUUAGGCUAUUAGAAUUUGGCCAGCGCAUAGGAUUCUCUAUUCAGACGGAUCAAGAUGCAUUGAUAGAUCCUAGUGAGAGGCUUCUUGCAGAUAUGUUACGCAGCCUACCAAGGGAGAUCUUUAACGUUAACGAACCUAUACCAGAUGCACUCUCGGCUCUCUUCAAAGGAUACCUUUCAAAUUCAACUCUAGCUGCUAGUGCUGUAUCGAGGCCUUCUAUCACUACGCUCAAGAUAGGCGAACCUCUAUCUCACAGAUGUGGACGUUACUGCGGUGGAUCGCCAGAUGAUGAAGACCGUCUCCAUCUCUUCAUUCGUAAGAUGCACGCACCUUUGAGUAAAUUCCCAAGAGGUGGACAUGACAUUAGUUCGUUUUAUGUUAAAACAUCAAAAUACCAGGCUUUUUUUGGGGAAGCUGUUAUUCGAGAAAUCUUAAAGCCAGUAGUGCCGGGCGGCACAGGGGAAGGGAUUUCCGAAACAUCUAUUCCUAGUGCUGCCGAUGACACAGUAAUGACGGAUGGGAGAAUUUUCACGAACCUUUUGCCGCAAGGCGGAAUACAACAGAGCCGUGAAGUGAAUACCGACUUUACAUCACAGCCCAAUCCCACUGGAUUCACUCACGGCAACACUCACGGCAACACUGACGGCGAAACACCGAAGAGCUCUGGAUUAAAUGUUGAGUUUGUAACUGAGAGCGACCUCGUCCACUCAAUGUCGAUAUUCACUCGUUCUAGAGUGGAGGCAAGAGCUAAGACAUACGCAAAAGCCGGGCUCUCUCUUAUGGAUGAGCGGGGCAGACCUUGUGGGUAA
Molecule: messenger RNA, 2049 nt
Organism: Pseudogymnoascus destructans
Lineage: Eukaryota; Fungi; Ascomycota; Leotiomycetes; Thelebolales; Thelebolaceae
Exons: 3
Coding region: 1-2049 (682 amino acids)
Source: RefSeq, a predicted model, not a curated record